Adineta steineri is the source of this 909-nucleotide messenger RNA. NCBI's taxonomy places the organism in Eukaryota, Metazoa, Rotifera, Eurotatoria, Adinetida, Adinetidae. The record is from the annotation of a GenBank genome assembly.
AUGAGUUCAGAACGGUCAAUUUCACCUGAUCCAUUGCCACAAUCUCAUUCUCAUUCAAGUGUUACUCUUGCUGAUGAAAAAGAAAGUAAUGGACACAAUGCUCGUCAAUCAUCGGCAGUACAAAAACGUCGCCGGGACAAUUCGAAUCGUACACCUUCGCCACGUUCGGCAACAUCUCGAUCACGUAGUCGUAGUUCAAUUGAAGGUUCAAAAUCACCUGCUGUGCGUAAUAAUGCAAACAAUAAUAAUAAUCAUCGUUCACCAUCUCCACCUCGGCAAUCGAAUUCAUCAUCAAAACGACGUCGUAGAAAAGGCAGUGAUGCUGAUUCUGGUCGACAUAUUUGUGCACUCUGUUCAUGCGAUGUUGAAGCAGCCAAACGCUUAUAUGGUGUAUUAGAUAAUUGCGAUCAUAUUUUCUGUUAUGAAUGUAUUGUUUCAUGGAAACGUUCAAAAUAUAGUAAUGCUGAAUCGGAAAGUUGUCCAGUAUGUAAAGUACGUUCAGCAUUUAUAACACCAAGUAAAAACUGGUUUGACAAUAAAGAUGAUAAAUAUCGUCUUGUUAAAAAACAUAAAGGUCAUUUAAAGACAUUACCUUGUCGGUAUUAUCUUCGUCAUGGUUUUUGUCGUUAUUCGGAUCGAUGUUUUUACGAUCAUCAUGAAGCAGCAAAACAAUAUAAACAACAAAAUCAACAUUCACGAGAUGGUGAUCGUGAUCGUGACCGUGGUGAUCGUGACCGUGGUGAUCGUGAUCGUGGUGAUCGUGAUCGUGGUGAUCGUGGUGACCGCGAUCGUGAUCAUCGCGGUUCACAUAAUGGUGGUAGUCGCUCAUACCAUCAUUCACCAUCACCUCCACCACCAUCAUCAUCAAGCCGAUACUCCUCGUCACGCUAUCGUGAACGUGCUUAUUAA